GUUUGUUCCUACCCGAGCUACAAUGAGUUGUGCAACCUCGUCUUGUUGCUGAUUUGGUGACACAUUCAGCAACAAGCUGACAUUGGCCAGCAGAGAUGUUGCUGAAAGAUAUACCCACAGAGGCCCUGUUGCGGCCUUUGUCCAGGAAUGAAGUGGUGGGCUUGUUGGUGAGGUUGACUAUUCUUGGUGCUGCCACUUACUACAGCAUUAAAUGGGUUGUGGACACCAUGGACCCGACCUCCAAACAGAAAAAUCAAGAGAAGAAAAGGGCAGAACAGCUGAUGAAGAGGCUCGGCAUUGAGGGGGUCAAACUUACAGAGUAUGAAAUGAACAUCGCGUCUCACCUCGUUGUUCCACAGUCAAUGACGGUGUCAUGGAGAGAGAUAGCCGGCCUAGAUGAGGUUAUCAGUGAGCUGCAAGACACGGUCAUCCUGCCCUUUCAGAAGAGGCACCUCUUAGCUGGAUCCAAACUCUUUCAGCCUCCUAAAGGUGUUUUAUUGUAUGGUCCCCCUGGCUGUGGAAAAACUAUGAUCGCCAAGGCAACAGCUAAAGCUUCAGGAUGCCACUUCAUCAAUCUGCAGACAUCUUCACUGACAGAUAAGUGGUACGGAGAAUCACAGAAGCUGACAGCUGCCGUCUUCUCAUUGGCCGUCAAAAUCCAACCCUGCAUCAUCUUCAUUGAUGAGAUCGAUUCAUUUCUAAGGAAUCGCUCCAACCUGGAUCAUGAGGCUACAGCCAUGAUGAAGGCCCAAUUCAUGAGCCUGUGGGAUGGCCUACAGACUUCCACAGGCAGCCAGGUGAUGGUGAUGGGAGCAACAAACCGGCCACAGGAUGUAGAUGCCGCUAUUCUGAGGAGGAUGCCCACCGCUUUCCACAUUGGAUUGCCAAAUGCAAGACAGAGACAAGAAAUCCUGCGACUGAUCUUGGCAGGAGAAAACAUGAGCAAUGCCAUUAAUCUAAAAGAGAUCGCUGAGCAGACAGAAGGUUAUUCUGGCAGCGAUCUGCGAGAGCUGUGCCGCGAUGCUGCCAUGUAUCGAGUACGUGACUAUGUGCGGAAGCAACAGAUGAGGCAGAUUGCUCAGCAGCUAAAUGACUUUGAGGAUGAUGAAAGUCCUGUCGAUGAGGAGCGUUUGCGGCCAGUCACCCAGCUGGACCUGCUCUUCGGUUUGGACAAGCUGAAAGAAUCUAAGCUGGUUACAGCGUCUGCUGUGCCCAGCUUGUCAGAGGUUCCUCUGGACUAAAUGUUGAAGGAAUUCUCCUCCUGUGUUCCCACAGUGAGCUCCAACUCUACAAAAGAGAUGUUCCAUCAGCAAGUCACAUUGGAUGUUCAGCAGCCAUCUAAGCUUUUCUCACAGACAUCAUCUAGGAAGGGACAUGAGCGACGCUCAUUUUCAGCUACAUGUGUCCACUUAAACUACCUUCAGAAAUCUGCAGCUGCUGCUGGCAGAUCAGUCAAACAGAUCAUAGCCAGUGACGGUCUGAGCUGAAAGAAGAGGUGGCAUCUAUCAGAAAUGAGCAGAACUAUGAAGUUACUGCUUGUACUACUGCAAGCAACUUUUUCCUCCCCACUGUAUGAUUUUACAUGACGUCCUUCAAAUGCCAACAGAAACUUUGGGGCAGAUUGAUUAAUGUUCCCACUGUCAAAGAUUGGCAAGUUCUGUGAACUGGAAACUUUAAAGUGAGUGUGAAUGUCUCUGUUUGUGACCCUGAGAUGAACUGACAGAUUGUCCAGGGUUGUACCUGGUCUUUUGCCCUUUGACCACUGGGGAUAGACUCCAGCUUCCCUUACUUGGAGUAGGCGGGUAUUGAAAAUGAAUGAAUAGUUCCUUGCUCUUAAACUAAAAAGGCAAGAACGUUCGAUCAUAUAUAUAUAUAAUAUACACACACACACACACACACAGGCAUCAUAUCUCAUAUAUUCACAUAUAUUCUUGACUUGUCCUCUCAGCCUCUUAUAAAAAAAAGACAGAUGAUGCAUGUGCCUGCAUCUAUGCUUAGAUCCCUGAUUUUCACAUGUUGCAUAAUGUAAUUUUCUUUAGAACGUGCAGUCAUGUGACCAUUAGACCGUUAGUGCUGCUGUCACUGUUUUGGGGAUGCCACAUGACUUUUCUUUGUGCACGUGGGCUAACACCCUGAAUGUUCUGCUGUUUAAAUAUUUAUAACACUUAUCUAUUGAGGACAAGGAACAGUAAGUGGCCAGUAACAUUAUACUCCAAAGAGCAUCUAUCUGAACCCGGAAAAAUUCCAGGUCACAGUGGAACCAGAGGUUAAUGAUUUCUGGUCUGAAAUAACCAGAGUUGAAAUUCACAUGGCUUAAAAUACAGCAGACCAGAAUUCAGGGCAAAGAAUACAUGAUUUACUGUUUGUUAAUGAAUUAUGGCUCGUAACAAGCAGUUAUUAAAAGGCUGGCAACACGCCAUGGCAUUGAGUCUAAGUCCUUGUUAUCCCCUAAACUUUAGCAGAUAAUCUACAGAAAAUACAACUGAGCACAUAAAAAGAUGGUAAUGUUGUAUGUACACACACACACACACAUAGUGUACUUAACCAUAUUUCCGAAAGAUCUGAAAUAGUGUUGAGAAUGUGAUGUAGAAAGGAACACAAACUACUGAAACUCUUUUAAAGAUUUUGCAUGCAUGCACCAUUGUGUAGCAAUACAUUGCAUUAUGGGUAAUGACAAAACACAAUUUGGAACGAAACAUCCUACUUUUGUUCGAGUCAAUUUCUGCAACAUUAUGCUGAAUGUGAAACCUCCGUGUCCAUCGUCUCACCAGGGGGAAACUUUGCUUUUCCUUGAACGUCAGGUGAUCUAAUGGCAUCGACUGCACAGGGUCUGUAGUUGUUACGACCUCAUGUGCAAGAAGGGAAAUGGUAUUAACCUGGUGUAAGUAAAAAAAAAUAAAUAAAAAAAUAUUUAAAACGAUGCAAGCUGUCACCAUAUAUUGGUUAGUUAUGACAUGUUUACAUUUUUACAAUUGUAUGAGGUCACUGUAGUCUGCAGCUGCAGAACAAUGCUAGAGAGAGUUCAAGUGUACCCCCUUAUUGCAGUUGUUAUUGUGGCUAGUAGUUGAGUUAGCUUCUCUGGCCCACUGCACACAAUGCUCUUCUUGCUAGCUUAGGUUUUAACAUGUAGAAUUCUUUGAAAUGUGCCUGUUUUUUCUGUAAUAUCAGGCUUCUACCUGAUAUGAAAUCAUGUACCUAUCAAAUACACCUUGCAGUGUAUUUGAUGGGUACACUAUUGUUGUUGUAAUGUUAUUUAGGUAGUUCUGUGCAUACAGUAUGAAGUAUGGUACAAAUUCUCCAGUCCCUCCCAUUUCAUCAAACUAAGAAAACAAAUUUUGUUUAAUCACAAGAAGAUACAGCAGUUUCCGACUACAAGUGCAAAUAUGUUUGCAAAAUUAAAUAUGUUGUAAGUCCGGCGCUGUAUGAUACACGGUGUGCUCUAUGUAUGUAUGUCUGUGCAAUAUGAUGUGAGACUGCAGUAGAAUUUAAGUUUUUUUUUUGUUUGUUUUUUUGCUAUUAUUAAGAAAGGUUUGUCACUUUAAAAUCAUGUCAGCAUUUGAGUAGCUUUUUUGCAUUCUCAGUUUUGUUAUGCCAUCAUCUUUAGUUUCUAUUUAGAUGUUAUACAUUUUCAGUCAUGCUUCAAACAUUAUUUGUGAGGGUGCAUUUCUGUCAGACACAGAUUUUAGGAUUAUUAUUAUUGUUGUUGUUGUUGUUGUGAUUUCCCUCUGUAAAAAGUCUCAUUGUUUGCCUCACAAUCACAGCAUGUCAGUUUUCCCAGAGCUUGUUUUUUCCUAUGUUAGUAAAACAACCACUUGGUGGCGCUGUAGCUGCACUGCCUUGUUAUUGAGGCUGUACAUUUUCAGAUCUGUUUAUAACAGCAUGCUGAGAUAAUGAGCUGAUUCCUGUAAUGAGCAUCUGUUCCUAUUUUGUUGUUGUUUGGCAGCAUUAGGGCUCUUUAGACCACCGUGUGUGUCGGUCCAAAGUCAAACUGUUAACAGCUGAGCCACUGCAGGUUGCAAAUUCAAUUCCUUUUCUUGAAGACAUUAUUCUUCAGCAUUGUACUAAUGACUGCCACCGACCAAAUGGUCCCCCCUAAAAAUUGGUCCGCCCUGCCUUCACUGCGCAUGCAUCAUCAUCAGCAGCGGUUCACAGAUUAUCAACUCGUUUCUGCUUCAAACUGCACUCCAGUCAUCAUGUGUCUCAGCGACAGUUAUCUGAAGCUAUUGUACGACAAUCAUGUCCACAUAAAUUCAGCAUUAUUUCAUCAUAAAAGACAGAGGAAGCGAUCAGAGCGCCG
Messenger RNA from Thalassophryne amazonica, 4297 nucleotides. It is a transcript of the gene atad1a, whose product is annotated as ATPase family AAA domain containing 1a. The transcript is spliced from 10 exons. Gene Ontology annotation, molecular function: ATP hydrolysis activity; ATP binding. NCBI's taxonomy places the organism in Eukaryota, Metazoa, Chordata, Actinopteri, Batrachoidiformes, Batrachoididae. Gene Ontology annotation, cellular component: mitochondrial outer membrane. The record is from RefSeq and is a predicted model, not a curated record. The coding region runs from base 96 to 1241 and encodes 381 amino acids.